This is a messenger RNA of Epinephelus lanceolatus (giant grouper), 4531 nucleotides long. RefSeq names its product UTP--glucose-1-phosphate uridylyltransferase 2. Gene Ontology annotation, biological process: UDP-alpha-D-glucose metabolic process. The record is from RefSeq and is a predicted model, not a curated record. Lineage: Eukaryota; Metazoa; Chordata; Actinopteri; Perciformes; Serranidae. Gene Ontology annotation, molecular function: NAD+ poly-ADP-ribosyltransferase activity; NAD+-protein-arginine ADP-ribosyltransferase activity; UTP:glucose-1-phosphate uridylyltransferase activity.
CUGGUCUGAUGUGGUCUCCAUAUGAAAAGCGCUGUGAAAUGUCCCCUUCUUUUGCAUCUGUACAGACAGAAAAGAUGUCACACAGGUGAAGGUGUGUCUCAGACAGAGUUGAGGCUUUUCCUAAACUGUCAAACAUAUUUUUACAACACUAAGAGGUGCGACAAGCCGAGGAGCCCCGCGACGUCAGCGCUGUGUGAUGUGCCCACAGCGAACACGGUCGUCGUUACAAAUGACCUCCUGUUGUUACACAGCCAGCCAAUAAAAGCCUACAAGGAUCCAGUGGACUCUCUGCGCCAUCUUGUUUUUCCCCAGGUUCAGGAUUUCCUGACCAGGUUUGAGAGCAUCCCGGACAUGUUGGAGCUCGACUGCCUCACUGUGUCCGGAGAUGUCACCUUCGGAAAGAACGUUUCUCUGAAGGGAACCGUCAUUAUCAUAGCCAAUCAUGGCGACAGGAUCGACAUCCCUGCCGGAGCAGUGCUGGAGAACAAGAUCAUUUCAGGAAACCUGCGGAUCCUCGACCACUGAGGCCUUCUGGGGGAAAACGAAGACAAACAGACGAAGCCAUCUGCACCUUGAAGAGACUCAAAGAGAUAAUUUUUCUUCUCUACACUGAUGAACAGCCACUGCAGAAUCUGAAUCCACUGUGUGUCGUCUGCUUCUGCUGUCAGAUAACCUAGUACAAUAUGGGUCAGCUGAGUGUCAUGUGAUGUUUGGACUCUCACAGAAACUCCUCACAAAUUUCAUAUCAGAGUUUUGGGAUUUUUUAAUGUCAUAUUUUGAAUUAGAUUUAAAAGUUUUCAUCCUCUAGACUGUUUAUUGGUCUCUGAUUCAGACGGAGGAUCAUGGUUGUGUGAGGAUUACAAAUACUGACGAUCACUGACAAAUGAGUUACUAAAGUCCUAAAGAAUAAACUUUGGAGGUUAAAGAGGGGUUAAAUUACCUUGACCGUUAUUGGCUGGCACCUGGAAUAGAUGAGCUGCUGGGUCUUAGUAGCACACUCUAAAAAAUAAUCCACUGGUUCAACUUUAAAAAAUUAGGGUAACAGUUUGCAUGCAUCUUCAUAAGUAGUUCCAACUCUGCCAUUUAUGAGUCAGUCCUUUGAGUUUUAUAUAAUCCAACAAACUUCAUUAGUUUAGUACAACCAACAUGAUUUGCUUUAACCCUAAAAAGAAAACUUAAUUAAGUUGAAUCAACUUAAUAUUUAUGCAAAAGUUGUGAUAUUUUGUAGACAAAUUAUUUUAUUUAAGAUAUUCUAACUUAUUUAUUAUAAUUUCAUGCUAGUCAAAAAUGUUUUUGAUUUUGACCAUCUUAAAGUAAGUUGUCAACUGACUAAAACACACUGAUACAACAAAUAUAAUCUUUUAAUGAAAAAAAUAAAAUAAAACGUUUUUAGAGUGUAGUCACACGUGCGCUCUUUGGAUAAAUCGGGUUUACUAUUCGAUCUUGUGAGGGACUCACUGCAUGAGUAAAGUAUACUCUCAGUUAAGAAAUCUAAAAUGCAAGUCUCCAUCAAAAACAAUCCAAGGCACACUGUAGGGUUUUUGAUUUAAAGAUGGAAUAUCUCUCUUAGUGUUACCACAUUAAAUGUGCCAACAGACUGUCAGAAAACAACUUCCUAAAAGUUGUUACUUUCUUUGGCUUCAUGUGAAGGUGAUAAUUAUAACGGUAAAAACUGUUGUUGGCACUUUUUGAAAGUUGUGCGCAGUUCUGUGGGUUGGAGGAAUUGUUGAAGUUUUGCAUAAUGCUGUUGCGUGUGUUAAAUGUUGUGCAUAUAGGCCUACUGUUUAGCUACGCUGUUGAGAUGUUGUACAGAGACAACACCCAUACUUGCACUCCAUUAUCUGAUUUUUGUACUGCUUCAUCACCAUAUUAGACAAUUUUAUGACACACAAAUGAAAUGCAAGUUCAAGAUAAGUUUUAUUGCACAAUUACAGCUGAAGUUUUUGGUUUGUCUCUGCAUGUCAGCAAUAACGGCCUCCCAUGGCAAGUUCUCACAGGGCAUCACACCCCUUCCGCCAGAGCUCUGACAAGUAAUUAACAACUAAAAAUGUUCAUCCUGCACUGACCCUAGUCAAGAGAGGAUGGGCUGUGGCCAAACUAUCACUUCCCCUUCUGCUCCUCAUACUAAAACUCAACGGUUAGAAUUUAAAAAAAAAAAAAAAAGUGUUGUUGUGGUUGAGUAGGUGCUUUGUGAAGCUUAAAUUCAGCAGCCUGUUUUACCAGCAAGAAAGAAAGGAAAUGAGAGGAGGAGAGGAGGAAGUUGCUGUUCACUAGCGUAAUCCCUAUGGAGCGCCAACAAAAACAACACCAUUAACAGUAUUUAGUCAUCAGGUAAGUAUUUGUGCUGUAGAAUGUGGUAUAUCACUCAACAGAGGAAUAUGGAGUGGGCAUCAGAGGAUUCUUAAGGACUUGUUUUACUGCUUUUUACAGAUUGAUUAAAAUGUUCUGCACCACUUUUACACUAAAGAGUAUUUGGUGCAUUCCUUUCAAUCCAAAUGCAAUAGGUCUGAUAUGAAAGUAUUAUUAUAGAAGCAAGCAGCAACAAAGUGACUAUUAAACCAAAAGAAAUAAAAGUUAAGCUGUAGUGGAUUAUCACAUUUUUCACAAAGCAAAAAAUUCAAUGUGUCUCAUAAAAGUUUCUGCUCAGUUUCCUCAUUCCUCAAACAGUAAGUGUGCACUGGGUGAGACCUCUGUAGAUUUUGGUGCAUUUAAUUUCAUGUAACUUUGGAAGACACUUGAUUUGUUGAAGCCUCAUAGUAACUUCAGAUACAUGUCAGACAAAAACUGAGAAAUGUGGACUUUGUCCUCCAUCACUUACACUGCAAAAAUAUUAGACAGGGAUCUUUUAAUGGGAAGUAUGCAUUAUUAUAGUAAGCAUGUUUCAAUAUGAGCAUGUGAGUGUUUAAUGAAUAAAUGCAAAUCUAUCUAAGAGCUAAGAAAAUCAUCCAGAAUAUGGAAAGGAAGAAAGAAACAGAAAGGAAGAAAGGAUAAAGAACAAAGUAUUUAGGAUAAACUGGGUUAUAAAGACAAUUUAUCACUGGGCUGGACCGUGUAGGCUACAUAAAACAUCUCUGACGCAUCAGCAAGAGCUUACUACAGUAACUCAGUAGCUCUAGUAGAACAAAUACCUCGACCUCAAGGCUCCCAAUGGCACACUGUUUCCUUCCACAGGAAAGAAAAGGGCGUUGCUUGGUGUGAUAAGCUCUUACUUCCCCACUGACAGUGUUCUGAAGAGAAUUAUCACUGUCCUGCCAUUUGAUGUACGCAGACUUGAUUUUUGCUCCCAAGAAACUUACUUUUCCCUGCUGCAGACUGUGCAGAUAGAAGAUAAGAAGAGCCUAUUAAAAUGUGGGACGGAGGAAAACUGCUCAUUGCUGCAAUCGUUGUCACUGGUCUUUUCCACAAGGUGACAAAUUUAAAACUGCUGGACAUGGCCCCAGAUGCUGUGGAUGACCUGUACGAUGGAUGCCGUCAAGAGGCCAUGGAGAAGUUUAUCAAUUCAGGCUUGUUAGGACAAGAGCUGAACGCCAGUGCAGGAUUCCAGCAAGCAUGGAGUGCAAAUAACCACUGUCAAAAGCUGAUCCCUGGAGGAACAAAAGACCAUACUGCAGCACUUCUGACAUAUGCCAAUGCAGAUGUGGGUUUUAUAAAGACCUUUGACGCUGCCGUAGAGACAAUGGGCGGAAAUGCAAGCACCUAUGAAAACCAUUUCCAUUUCAAGUCCCUUCACUUCCUGCUCAUGGACUCAAUGUCGCUGCUGAAUCCAAAGAAAUGCGAGACUCUGUAUUUUAUUCACGAAGGUUACUCAGCACCAGAGGGCUCAAAGGUGAGAUUUGGAAGCUUCAUUAAAGUCCAUUCAAGCUAUACUACGCUAAAGGAACUGGAAGAUUGGGAUGGGCAAGUCAUCUUUAAUAUCACUACUUGCUUCUUUGUCCACCUGGGAGCGGACAUUUGCAGUGGAGACCAGGACAUGGCACUCAUAUCUCCAACUGAGGUGUUCACUGUGCAGAAAGUAGCUAAAGUGUCUGACAGCAUUAAUGACUCUGAAUACACUGUGAUCGUUCUGAACCACUCAGCACGGAACAGCACGCACAACUGUUACAUUUCUUCACGGUCCCGGGCUUAUGUCUCCACCCAGUGGCUGGUGUUGGUGCUUGUGGCUUCAUCUCUUUUUUUCUUUGUUGAGAACAAGUGAGAAAUAAUGAGCAGCUCCAACUGCACUGAGAGUUGUUGCAACAAAAAACUCUGCUUUGUUUGUACAAAUUUGUGGUCAUGUACAAAUUGAUUUGCUGUGAUGUCUGCAAUUAAGGUGCGACAGGCUUUUGUAGGUCCGCUGCAAAAAUCAUCAUCAUAUCGCUUUUUUUUUUGUAAUUACUGCAACCACAAUUGCUUCCUGCCUAUCAGCAGAAUUAUACUUAUAUCAGUAAGAUAAGGGGAAGUGCAACAAAGGUGGCAUGCAGCUUCAACUUUUUAGUCAGCUUUUAAAUAUGGGAGUUGAGCUUUACAUAAACAAAUAAACUGGUUGAUCAUG